CCCUAGCGUUUUUUAGCACGUUUGUUUGCAAGCUAUAUAAAAGUUGAAUAAAAUUAGCGUAUUUCGAUAUCUCCAAUUUAUCUUAAGGUGGUUUUUAACUACUUGUGCUUUAAAGAUUUAAAUAAUCAAUUUGUCAAUUAACCAAAAACAUGGCAACAGUAAAGCGUGGUGCUUUCAUUGUUUUGGAAGGCUGUGACCGCAGUGGGAAAUCGUCACAAAGUCGCUUGCUAUUUGAAUUUCUACGUAGUCGCGGCGUACCAGCAAAGCAUAUGAUUUUCCCAAAUCGCUCGUCAGAAAUUGGUGGAACAAUAAACUCCUAUUUGAAAAAUGCUAAAGAACUUAAUGAUCAAGUAAUACAUUUACUGUUCACUGCCAACCGUUGGGAAUUCAAAAAAGAUAUUGAGGAAUUACUUAGUGUAGGUACCACCUUGGUGGUUGACAGGUAUUCGUAUUCUGGUGUGGCAUACAGCGUGGCCAAAGGUUUGGAUUUCGAUUGGUGCAUGGCGCCAGAAAUAGGACUCAUACGGCCAGAUGCUGUUUUUUAUCUAAAAGCGCCAAUUGAGAUACUAAUGCAGCGAGGCGAUUUUGGCAAAGAAAGGUAUGAGAAAAAGGACUUUCAGUUAAAGGUAGCCAGUGUAUUCGAUCGUAUUUGUGAAGACCAAAAACAUUUCUGGCAUUCAAUCGAUGCUACUCAAACGCAAGAAACAAUAUUAGAAACUUUGAGCACAAAAGUGUUGGAAGUUAUAGAGCUAGCAAAAGACGAACCGUUGAAAGUGCUUUAACCGGUCGCCCAUAGGCAAGUAAUAGAAAAUCUUCGCAUGAUAAUGACGAAACGUCUAAAAAGCAUAAUAUUUCGCUUUCUCGAAUUACAUUAAGACCCACAUCGAUGAGAGUAAGAACAACAAAGCAGCUAAAGCGUAAACACACCACAUAUUAACAUAAACACAUCUCAAGGGAGUUUGCCUUAUUUUUAAGAAAAUACAUUUUAAAAUUUUAUCGAAUGUAAUAAUUUUGAAAUGCGUAAGGUAUAUUCAUAAUAAGUCUACCUUAUCCCAGUUCUUUAUAAGAUUUAUUCACAUUGGAGUAUUGUUGUUGUUGUAGCAGCUUAAACACUCCCCAUACUUACGUACGGGAAAUGCUGCUGGAGUGACAGUUCUUGGCCGGAUAUAAAUCCGGGUCGUUUCGGUAACGUCGAACAGACUGUCGUGGAAACGUAUAGUUAGAAACUGUUUUCGUUACUUAAGCUAAUUGACUUAAUAUAAAUGGUAUAUUUUUAUUCAGUUGACUUAUUUCAAACUUUUUUAGAAUAAUUAUAUGUAUGAAAAAAAUUAUAUAUGUACAAGAAUUGUCAUUCUACAGUAUUCCACAAAUAUUAUUUAUGAGGAAUGCUUUAUGUUGUUACAAUAGCGGGCAGUUUAGUGAAGAUAACCUAAAUUUAUAAUUUUCAAACCUACACAUUUUCGAAAAAUCCAAACAAUUUACAUCUGCAGGUUUUACUUAACAAAUAAUAUUUAAAUUUACGGUAGUUCCAUCAAUCAUAGUGCAAUCCAAUUGCAUAAACAAUUUGGAAUAAUAUUUUUCUCUGCAAAGUUACGAAAAUUUGCGAUUUAUAUUACUAGAAAUGUAUAAGAAAACGAUUUUCGCAUGAAAAUGAAAAUAUUAAUUUUGUAUUGAUCGUACUUAAGUAAAGUUUGACAAGUCACGCACACAUAUCACACACAUUUGUGAUAUCAUUAGUUGGUUUUUCUAUAUAGUAACAAAUUAUUUAGAGCAAUACAUUGUAAUUAUCAAAUAACAUAUUAAUAACAUCUUUAAAACAUUUUUGUGAAGGCAGCGAAAAAGCAGGUAUCAGGAUUAAAAUACUGAUUGGCUAAUUAUCAUAAGAAGCUGCAGAGGCAAGGAGGAAGCAUUUAUACCAAUUUAGGGACUAUACUGUUCGACCUCGCUGAAACAAAAAUUUGACACUUAUGGUGACUAGAACGGCAUCGGUACGAACUCUGUAAUAUUACAGAUUAUAUAUACAAUUUGUUUCUUACUUGAUAAUAUAUUACCUGGUCGGAGAACGUGCCGAGAGGAGCCUUCAUCGGCUCUAUGGUGUGGUGUGGGUGAAUUAACUGAUAAGUAGCAACAAAUCGAUCACAUAAGCAAUUUGUAAAAAAAAAAAAUAGUUACGCUUUAAAAAUAAGGAGAAAUAACAUUUGUGUAUUGGCUUUGGUGAGUUCAGUGCAAAGUGUAGCUCUUAUCUUUUGUACAUUUCUAGAAUUAAAUUAUUAAAGACUAACAAAAUUUUAAUUAAAGAAACUUUACUUUUAAAAA
Molecule: messenger RNA, 2316 nt
Organism: Anastrepha obliqua
Lineage: Eukaryota; Metazoa; Arthropoda; Insecta; Diptera; Tephritidae
Exons: 4
Coding region: 150-782 (210 amino acids)
Biological process (GO): dTDP biosynthetic process; dTTP biosynthetic process; dUDP biosynthetic process
Cellular component (GO): cytosol; cytoplasm; mitochondrion
Molecular function (GO): ATP binding; dTMP kinase activity
Source: RefSeq, a predicted model, not a curated record